Molecule: messenger RNA, 1266 nt
Organism: Dracunculus medinensis (Guinea worm)
Lineage: Eukaryota; Metazoa; Nematoda; Chromadorea; Rhabditida; Dracunculidae
Source: the annotation of a GenBank genome assembly
AUGGGUAAAAAGCGCCGAAAUAACAAUAAAGCAGACCGUGAUGAUUAUGCGUUUGCGCCUAUGCGUCAACAAUCGUCACAACAGUCAAGCAGAUUUGAUGUGAAUCUCGAGGAUGACGAGGAAUCAUUUGCGAGUAAUUCAUGUGAUGAAGAUCUUCAAAGUGUUGUUUCCGAUUUUGGUUAUGAUGGUACUGGUAAUGUGAUGAAUCGAAUGGAUGAAUACAUUGACCAUACCCUUGAUAAACGAGAUUCAGUGCGAAUUUUGGGUUUGAACUGUCUUAUUGGACUGUUAAGGAAAGAAUAUAUUGGCAUGGACUUGUUAAAAUGGAAAAGUACGAUCAUAGAUGUUAUAGAUAAAUUUUUGAAAAAAGGCGGUGAUGAGGGUGUGAGGGCUGCUAAUUUAGCUGCGCUUUUUUCUCUACAGCUAGGUAAUGAAUUAAAAGACGAAAUAGAAGAAUUAUUAUCUUUUAUGAGGAAAAUAUGUGCUGAUAGCUCUCAAUAUGGACUUUUACGGUUGCAGUGUAUAAUUUCUUUAACAAUUUGUACAAUAUUCAGUACGGCUGAAUUGCAAUCUAUUAAUGAAUCUUUAACAAUUUUGCGCAAUUUAUGGAUUAAUACGAAAACAAAUGCGCCACUCAUUGCUUUAUUUUGUACAGCUAUAGAAAAUUGGAUACUUCUAGUUGCUUUUAAUUGGCAUAUAUCUCUUCAAUCUGCGUUACUGGAUCAGCCAAAACUAAGUAGCUUUAUAGAUGGUUCCCAGGCAAGAAUGCGAAUUAGUGCUGGUGAAGUUCUAGCAGUUCUGCAUGAAAUGGCAGUUUCCCAUUUUGGUACCGAAUAUCGCUUCGCUAAUCAGCAAAAUUUACUUGAGAAAUUCGCUACUCUUUCAACAAGUUCAGCAAAGUAUAUUGGUAAAAAAGAUCGUCGCACUCAAAAAUUUUCUUUCAGACAAUUAUAUAAUUAUAUAGAAGAACAAGAAGCUCCAUCGUUUACUAUUAAAUUUGGAAAAGAGGCGUUGAAUCUAGAUUCUUGUAAAAAAAAAUUACUCUACGAUAUUUGUUGUGGUAUUCUAUGUGAAGGAAUGAAUGCACAUUUGAAAUCAAAUCCUUUUCUCAGAGAAAGUUUCGAUUUAGAAGCGAUUCAGAUUAACGUUUCUCUGCGAUUAACAAAAACGGAAAGGAUGGCAGCUUAUAAAACAUCGAAUAAAUUGAGAUCAAUGCAACGACAAAAGAAGAGAGAUAAACGUAUUAGUAUAAAUGAUACGGGUUAA